AGCACCCGCGCACGCGAGCAUCCCUUCGUCGUGUGGGGUUGCGCGCCACCGUGUGCGUGCGUGCGUGCGUGCGUGCUGUAUCUGUGUACGUGCGUGUUUGUUUGCAUGGUGCCCGCCGUGGAAGAGAGAAAGAGUACACGAGUACGUGGGGCACACAGCGGCAUGCCGAGAGCGCUGCCAAUCGUGGUAGCUAACAGCGUGGGGUUAGCGUGACGUAACCCCGCGUGGCACGCUAAUCGCUCGAUUCACCCUCGCUGUGCGCGCCCGUGCCGAGGAUACACGGGCUUAGUUUAGAAGCAUCAUGACCUCUCGCACUAAACACGAGACCUAGCCCGGCCAGUAGCCAGCAUCCGCGCGAGACGGAAUCGCUAGCAAAUGAGUAGCGGGCUGCUAAUAGUUCUGCGCGACGGCGAUGACUCGGCGUGGAUCGGUCCCCGAUCGAGUCGGCACCUCGGGCGCACCACGGGUGCGAUUUCGCGUGCGGCCGCGACUCGCGGAGUCUCGACGGGGAUCGCAGUGCGAAUAACGACGUUCGAGUGCGCGUCCGUGGACAUUUAAGGGACCUGGAGCCUCCGCAGGACUCUCGAGGCAUCGUCGCGGCGGCCGCGAUUCUAACGCACGGUCCUCGCGAACUGUAUGAAAUUUCUUCCACUGGAAGAUCAUAAUGACGUUGGCACCGUCAAGCGACAGACCUAUUCGGUGUUUACAAUGAGAGACUGAACGACGUGGGACAACACCGACACGUGGUAUUGGAUCAAACGUACACUCGGACGUGGGCAUAAAUCCACAACGGGAUUCCGAUCAACCAGCUGGUAAGAGGCAGACACCGUGGUGGAAUUCGCGUAUGAUGGAAACGCGAGCGCCGGGUGAGUCGUCGGGAGAAAUUUACGGCAACCACUGGGAUUCGCGCGACUCGCCGAGCGCGGCGAAUCGUCUGAUAUUCGCUAUCAGAUAAUGCACGGCCGUCGCCGAUAAUGGAGCGAUAAUCCGCCUAAGACUAUUCGUAUUACCAAGCUGACUGCCGCAGUUGAGGACGGUCCGCCGAACAUCGAUUGCAUCCGUGAAGAAGCACAGCACGAGCCAAGACUCUCCUUCCUGACGAGGCAAGCACGUUCGACGGCGCUAUAACUGGCCGCUCGAUUAUACCCGCGGGGAUUUUUCACCAUGCGACUCUGAUUGAUCAAUUGGCGAAUAGUUCAGCGACUCCGUCUCUCGCGCCGACUAACAGCAGGCAAGCAAUUGGUCGAAUGGGCCGUUAACGACGAGGCAGUUCGCUCAAAUAGCGUCGUUUCGUCGAGGACUGAUCGAAGGGCGCCCUUUUCCCCUACCUGUGAGAAUGCGAGGUCGUUUGUCCUGAGUCUUCUCAGUGGGCAAGAUACAUAGCGAGAAGGACGAGGAUAAUAGCCUCAUGGUCGACGGCACGAGAAGCGUCUAGCUGUUAAUGCGGACGAGUCGGCGGAGGAAUAACAUCGCUGGCUGGCUUUUAUGUGGCCUGUAGCCGUUGCUAUCACGAGGAAAGAAGAUCGUUACCAACUUCGGCCGGAGACCCCGCGGAAGAUUAAUGAACGACGGCGACGGCGGCGGCGGCGGCGUCGGCGGAAUAGAGCGUUUCGCAAACCGUAGCGUUCGAUAAGAUCGAAGAAAGUCGCGUCGCUCCCCCUCGUGUGCGGCCUCGUGCGGCGCAAGCAAGGUCGGCUUCAUGUUGUCGCGAUUUCUGCAGGAGCUCUCGGCGGACAACGUCGUCGCGGAGAAGCGGGGAGAAGGCUUGUGAUCGUUCCGGCAGCGGGCCGAUCGUUCCCGCGCCACAACCGAUCGCAUCGCGAUCACCGUCGCCGCUGGCGAGAGUAAUGUGACAGCGCGAGGUGGAGAGAUGACGGUGACGCCGUCGACUUCCGAUGUCGCUGAUAAGGCAGUGUCGACGGACGAUGGCGGCAGCGGCAUGGAGGUGGCACGUCUUGAGGCCGUCCUCGCUGCUCUGGUGGAAACGAAGGUGGAGGCGAUGAAAGCGUCGUCGACCCUGAGCCGACGCUCCGGUAGCGCGCCUGCCAGUCCGCGCCGACCUAGAUUGACCUCGACCUCGACGGCCUCCUCAUCGCUGAACCAUCAUCAUCAUCACCAUCACCAUCAUCACCACCAGUCGCAUCAUCAUCCGCAUUCGCAGCAGCAGCAGCAGCAACAGCAGCAGCAACAGUACAGGAAGAAGGGCCAGCCGCAACAGCAACAUCAUCGCCACCGUCGCAGACGUCACGACUCCGCGCCCUGCGGGGAAUACCUCAACAGUGCGACGGAUCAUUCUCAGCACAAGUCAUCUAACGGAAAGGGCCGGAGAAGAGCUUCCGAAAGUCCUCGAAGCCCUCGAAAGAAGCGCAAGCAUUCGAGGAGUCCAAAUGUUCUUCAAGGCGUUCAAGACGUUCACGCCGGCCUCGAUUCGCGCCUCGAGCUGGUCGGCAUAGACGGCGACCAAAACGUGGCCCUAAUAAACUUCGAAAGGGCUAAAGAAAGGGCUAAAGAAGUCUUCGGCGACUCUUCCAAAUAUCCGCCGCUGCACCGAAGUGCCUGCUACAUUUCCCAAAGCGAAGCUCAAUUAAAUAUUCCUUACGACGAUGCCGACUACGUGGCGUUGAACGUAGCCGACGAGGAGGAGGAGACCUUGAGCGGCCCGGAGAAGGUGGACGAGCUUCAGGAGAGAUAUCAUCGACCGCGAAGAAAGCGCAAACGUAAACGAUGUAAGGUCGAGUCCGUCGUCAGCCCGGAAGAGGAGCUCGUCGAUCCCGAAGAACUCCCUCCUCGUGCACGAUGGACGAUCGUCGUCACCGCUUGUCUUCUGCUCGCGAUGUCCCUGUUCCUGGUCGGUGUCACGCUACGGAUGGCGCCUAUAAUCGACGAUAUGGGAGAUGAUAGAAGAGCCAGUGUUUGCAAGAAAACCAGGCCGCGAAGGGCGAGCAGCGUGAACACCCGACGGGACUCCGUUCGUCCCACGAAGACGGACGUUAAGCAGACGCGGAAGGUAAUAGAGGAUGCUCGCGAUCUCGAGCAGGCGAGGCGUCACCGGCGAAUCGCCAUGGUCGUUCUUGGGACCUUCAUCUUUCUGCUGGUAGCUUCGGUGCUGGUGGUGGUGGUCACCUUAACGCACAGCAUCUUUCUCAGCCCGGUGACGGGCCCGAAGGAGUUGACGGAGCACAGAGCUAUACAAUUGCGGAAGGAGAACGAGGAGCUGCUGAACUCCUUGAACAGGGACAACUCCGUGCCCGAGAACGUCACGGCGCCGCCUUAGAGCGGGAAUCUCCGCGAACGGAAGUGCAUCAUCGUUCUCGUCCGUUGUUCUUGGCUCGCUUCCGGCUGUCACGACAUGGGUGGGCUUCUCUCGCGGAAGAGCCUAGCAGCCGGGGUGUUUCACGACGUCGUAGGGAUUCAACGUCGCGGGGAGCUGUUUCGCCUCGUGAGACAAGCGGCCGAGAGACGCCCGGGCGACUCGGGGGAGAAGUUUCCAGCCGGAUUACGGUGACAGCUGUUAUAACGCGGGUGAAAAAUAUUGAAGGCAGAUCUGAUUGCGAAUUGAGAUCACUCCCGAGACAAAUGAUAUUUCACGAAAGUCCGCGCUUGAUAUAUCCAUAAAAUGAAAUACAGCUCUCGCGAUGAGGGUAACGUUCGGGCGUCAACGUUUAUAUGUCGGACAGAUAAAAUCCGGCUUACGUUGAAAAAUAACCGACACAUUCGACAACACAAGUCCCGAGCGACACUACAAUGUCGAACUUCGAUAACGCUUAGGACCAGGAAUUCACAGAAAUUUCGUGCAAAUCGUAUUCGUUCGAGAGAGCUUUUUCCUCGCGCGACGAUAAAUCGCGUCUCGUUCGGAUCAAUAGACGAACGUUCUUUUUCUUCAGCCAUGACGUUUAUUACAUUUUUAUUUUUCAUUCGACAAUGCAUUUUCCAUGAUCCUUUGCCGCAUCUCCAUCGUUCCUUUUGCACGAGUGUCGGUGUGAGCGAUAAUCCCGCGAAUUGAUUUCAGUUAGAGCGUAACGUUCACGAGGAUCGCGGCGUUAGUUUCGAGUCUCCGCGAUUUCGUCAAUGAGAACUCGAUUUGCGACCACACGGUUCGCGCAGAUACACUUUUCUAUCAGCGAUAAUGUACGAUAGCAUCUCUCUCUACGAGUACUGUCAGAGUUUACACGCAUGUACGUGUAGCAACCAAUCCUUAUUAAUAUGAUAUCGUUUCCGCGACGUUUAUAGAGCACGCGACGGGACUUAAAAGGCCGGAUUAGAAUUUUUAUGAUUACCUGUUAUACAAGUAAAAUUUCUCUCGUAACGUAUGCGUCGAAUGUAAGAUACUCUUUUGAGAGACUACGAUCGCGCGAGCGAGAUGGUAGCUUCGACUAAUGAGUAGCGAUAGGAAGAAUUUUCUCUAUGUCUUUCGACCAAUCUUUCGACUCGUCAAUUUCUGUCCUCGAUGCCGAAUUAACGCGUCUACGUUGCUCCGUUUUCGCUAUCUAUUCUAAAAUUAUAACCGUCCUGAUAAUUGACCUGAUAAUUCUGCAAGAUCCAACUCACAAAAUUAUGAUCUUUUAGCUUCUGUUAUCAAUAAGUAGACCAUACAUCUUUCUACAUAAAAUAAAAAAAUUUCAAAAACCUGAAAUUAAAAAACCAAAUUAAAAAGUAGUUUUUAUUUUCUACUAGUUGCGCCAUUUUUGUUAGUUGCGUCUUUUUCACUCAUUUGUUUUUAAGGGUUAAAUUUGCUAAUAAAUGUCCUUAAACAUAUCCUCCUUUAAGAAAAGAAAGUUUUCUUUUAAAAGAAGAAAAUUGAUCAUACUUGUUUUGUUAAACAAUUGCCAAGAAUCUCAGUGUUAUCUGUACUUUUCGAAUCAUAUGUCAAAUUUUCAUAUUUGCUUUUCUCGAGAAAAGUAUUCCAUAUGAGUUGGGUUAUUCUUGCAUAACUGCAGGCAAUUGUGUUUCCCUGAGAAAAACAAACAAAACAAAAGAGACGAAACUGUUCGCCGAUCGCGCGUUUUAUAUCGUUUGCUUUGCCUAUGAAUCCACAAACGUAGACGUAUGGAAUAGACUGCGCAUUACUGUAGGAGAGAUUAGAAAAAUGCAUACUUUAAGUAAAUCUUACUUGUCUAAAAUAUUUCAUAAGUCUAUAUAUGUAUUUACAAAUCUAUUUCUCAGACAGCAUAAAUUACUAAAAGAUGUCUAAUAUGGAUGUCUUGAAAACACCUUUCAAUAGAUCGUGCUAUCUGAAUCGUAAGUUCAUCAUACGAAUUAAAUUUGUUCAAAAUACAUUCUAAAUCAUAUUAAAUUUGACAUUUCAAUUAAGAGUAUUAAAUUAAAAUGAAAAUUUGGUUUGCACAUCCACACAGAGUUGUAAAUUUUUUCUUGAACGAAGUUUUAUAAUAUUCUUGCAAAGAGAAUAAAUUUUUUCCUUUUACAUAUGAUAAUAAGCUUUUAUGAAAUUUUUGAAAAUAUAUUUUAAAUUUAUUAUAUCACACGCACACAAGAAAAUAUUCUUUCUUAAUAAAAGAGAGAGAGAUAAUAUCCACUGUUGCUUAAAAGAAGAAAAAUAAACAGAGAAAAAAUAAAUAGUUUUUCUUGGCAGUAGAAUGAUAUCUUUUUACGUACAACAUUGGUAAAAGAGGGCAAUAGAGAAUAAGAUGUUGUUUAAUUUUCUACUUGGAAUAAAGAAAUUACAUGAUCAAAGCGUCUUCUCUUUCUUUCACUAUGUUGCAUUCUCUCUUUUGUUUCUCCCACGUUGGUUUACGCGACCCUUAAGAAUACUGUGCGACGAAGAAAGCACCUAACUUGGCAUAUCUCUGUUCUUCAAUCUUGUCAUCAGCCAUCCCAUAAAAAUGCGCAGUCUGUUCCACGAGUCUAUGCCUAUGAACGACAGAAUCGACAAUGCGACUUCGAUCAGCCGGCUCGAUCGCAUUAUUAGCUGAGAAAUACUUAUCGUCUAGGAAAGCAGACGAGAAUGGGCUGUAUUCUGAACACAUAACGAACGUUAAAUGUGCCUCACUGAUUCUGAAAUUGAAACGACAUUGUACGUGGCGCUCAUAUAAAUAAAAUUAAACUUAGAAUCAAAAAGAUAUGUUAGCGCACUCGCUAUAUGUCCAGAAUAAGGUUCCAUUUCAGUAUUAGUAGCUUUGUCGUUGUGUCCGACUAUUCUACUCGAGGUAGACACGUUCGCGUCGUACAAUCAUUCGGCAAACGUAAUCGCCGAUCUCUCGUGAUACGAUUGGUGUCACAUAAGGACGUAAGUUAGAGAUUAACGAAAACCGCUCCUUCGGGCGAACGUUUCGCGGGCUUUCUUUUCACGUAAAAUCGGCGUUGAAGAUCGAGCGAGAUAAUCGUUGCGGCCGAAUUUCGCUGAUAAUUUCGAAGUUCGUUAUUAAUGUAAAUCGUAAAUCGACUCGCGCUCGUGGAUCACUCGCCGGAAAAAGAAGAGAACAUUUCGACCGUAUUUUUCGGCGAUCCGCGCGACGGAAACGCGACUAUUUACUUGCGCAGUGCGUCGCGCGAAUCCCUUUUCUAUCGAGAUACAAUAAAACAUUCUAUUAUUCACAUCCCCUUAGUCAGUGACACCAGGUGCCAUAAACUUCUAGAUUACGCCUACACAAAUUGUUUACGCCUAUACAAAUUGUUAUUUCCUACGUGACGUGACGUAUACACGGCCGUUUUUCAUAAUAUCCAUUGGCAAUGAAAAUUAUGUAGUAUACUUGAAAAUUAAUAUUAAAGUAUACAAAAAAGUAUAAUUAAAUUAUGAGUCAGUCACUGUAUCUGUUUCGGAUAUUAAUUAUGAGUGUAAUGUUCGAGAGAGAUAAAUAAUUGCAUAAAAGUUUUAUUUCAUUAUGUGAGGGAUUGCUGAAUUUAACUUUAUAGGUAAGCAUUCUAUGGACUCUAACUUGUUUGGGCAACAGUCCCAAGUAGAAAAAGCGACCUCUUUCUGGCCAGUAACUGGCCAGAGAUUCUGACUAGUUUUUGGCCAGUUUAAGUGACACUUGCUUCGCCAGUGACUAGACUAACUAGUGAUGAACUAGUGACUAACGUUUCAGAGGAAACUUGGUUUUUCUUGCGACAGCAUUGCAGUUAAACUUCUCGCCUGCGCUCUACAAUUCUAAGAGAAGAUUUCAAGAGAAGAUUUCAACUGAAAUCGUUUGUCGCGAAAAAAGCAGCUUUUUCUACAAACAGUGACUAAAGGGAUUGAAUAAUUGAGCGUCAGUAGUUGGGUGCUUCACCCUGCUUCCCUUUUUUACCUGUAAUUGAUUAGCUUCUAAGGCCAUUCUCGAGGUAGAGGAUAUAUUAGCUUCCUAGUACGGUCUUUUCCACUAUGCCUUUUUCUCUAGACGACUACGAGCCUUCGUUCCCGUCUUCUUUUGCGUACGCUUGGAGAACACUUGGCCUAACGCGAGAAGUUCGUUCAUGUCGUUCGCGUCGCGACAGGCGCGAGCAAAUAAAAUACUAGCUUAGUAAACCCGCGCGUUUCUGGACAGUCUCGCAGAGAUCCCGCGUAAAGGAUCGAGUUCGACGAGUGUUCGAGUGUAGUGACGGUAGGGAACUUUUUAGGGACGAGGUGAUAAACGGGAAGGCGGAGAAAAGAGAAUAUUUGCGCUGGUCGCGUCCUUUUUUAAUUUCUACGACACUAUGAUACCCCACCGAGGACGCGCCGGGAUGACGGAGAUCGUUUGGCAUAGCGCGGCGAUUUCCAACAACGGCGCUCCUUUUAUUGAGGUUACAACAAUUGCACUUAGAAUCUAAGUAUUGGAUACGAGACGCGUGUGCCAAAACUGCGUGUGUAUGUAUGACAGCGCGCGAUCGCACUCCAGUUUCUUUCGACAAUCAUAGUGCCGGUGUGAGUACGAUCGCUUGUGUGUGUUUUUACGAGAGUGAGAGAGAGGGAGAGAGAGAGAGAAAGAAAAAGAGAGAGAGAGAGAAGAAACGGGCAUUUUCUUCGUGAAGAAUUGCGCGCUGCAGUGUUACGCGAGCGACAAGCGACAACUCAGCGAGAACAAGCGGGAUCGUUCUCCGAUCAUUGAUCGGCCGAGAUUGUCGGGCGAAGUGACUCUCGUGCCUCGCAUUGCUUCGACGUAUUACCUUCUUUAUUUUGUAAUCCCGAUAUAUACAUCGCGACGGUGGUACGUCACGUUCCGUGAAAAAAUAUGUUUAUCGCGAAAAAAGAGAGUCGAGACGCCGAUAAGGUGCAAACAGAAUAUUAACUUUGGAGACUCGUAUUUGCCGAGAUAUAAUUAGAGGAUUCGUGAAUAUGAAAAUAAUUAAUCACCUGACUUAUAUGAGUAUCUGCAUCACAAAUAUUUCCUUAAUUUAAAGCUACGUGAUCCAAAUUCGGAGAUUGUCACAUCCUUUCCUAUACACGGAACGAACGGAGAGAUUGGUUGAAUCAAUGUGAUUACAACACAAUUAAGUGCGUCUUCAUUGAUCAGAUUUUCUGGUUCUUAUGAAAAAAAUUGAAUUAAUAAAGAAAAGAUUAUGAAAAGAGAUAGAUGAAAUUAAUGUGAUAAUAACUAAACGCGUUUUGUUUGAUGGAAACAGAAUUUCUUAUGAACUAAAUUUGUUAUAGGAAUAAAGAGCUCAUAAAAAAAUAAGCCUUUCCUUCUUAUACGGAGAAAAUAGAUUGGUUGAAUUAACAUGACAAUGACACAACUAAAUGCGUUUUGAUCAUAGGAAGGAAAAAUUUUCUGUUUCUUAUAACGAAAAAUUGAAUUAUGAAAUUAUGAAUUAUGAAACUAUGAAAGAAGAAGCUAUGAAAACAGAAUUUCUGUAGUUCUCAUGAACGAAAUUUGUUUCUAAGAACCAGAAAAUCUCUUUUCUUCAACCAAAACGCCUGUAGUUGUAUCAUUGUGGCGUUAAUUCAACCAAUCUACUUUCUCUGUGUAGAAAUAAAGAUUUAUUCUAAUGUCAAUCUCAAGCUCAUAUUAAUAGUCGUUACUUGUCUCACGUGAGAUAAUCAGAUUCGAAUUCAGAGUUACAUCUAAAUUUUUCUAGUAGUAUAAUAUGCGCGACGUUACGUUUGCAAUCGUUGUUCCACUGAAAAACUCGUAUCCAACUCUAAAUACAAAUCUGAAAAUUUUAUUUGAAGCAAGUUUCAAGUAACGACCAUUAAUACAAUCCUUAGAGUUAGUCUCUUAUGACAUUAAACUUGAAUUUUUGAGCGCACCUCGGAACUUGAUAAACAUUAUAAUGCUGAAUUCUCUCAUUUUAUUAUUAAAUGCAAGAAGGAGACGAACAUCUAGUUAAAAAUUCAAGCCGAUGCAUAUUAAAUGUUUCAAGUUAGUAUUAAGUUUACAUCAGAACUUACGGAUACUUUCGUAAAAUACGCACGUUAGCGGAAUAAAAGGUCCUAAGUUUCACAUCUUGUCGCUCGCUUACGCGAGGCACGCGUGUUUUAUUCAAGGAGAGAAUCAUGCGAAUGACGUAUUCCGAACACGCUGACGAGAUUUUACGCCAGGGAUUGUAGUAGUAAUAAUAUAAUCUCGACCACGAGGUGUGUAUCAUAGCGAGGCGUUGUGAGAUGUUAAUGGAUGAGAUAUUAUAAAAAUUUAUGUUUCUAUAUUGUAAUAACGUUUAUGUAUAACGGUUAUUAUAAUGCAAAAAUAUACAUACUAGUUGUCCGGUU
This is a messenger RNA of Odontomachus brunneus, 9622 nucleotides long. RefSeq names its product histone-lysine N-methyltransferase set1-like. NCBI's taxonomy places the organism in Eukaryota, Metazoa, Arthropoda, Insecta, Hymenoptera, Formicidae. The coding region runs from base 1871 to 3274 and encodes 467 amino acids. The transcript has 7 exons. The record is from RefSeq and is a predicted model, not a curated record.